CACCGAUACACCUUUAUCUCCGGAUUAAGGACGGAAAUCUCUUGAAGUCCUCUCAAAAAAAUCCUAUUACUUACAGCUUUAUUAAUCAACUCACGCAUGGACCAACACUCACACAAUACAAUACUCUACUUCGGUUGUUGUUGUAAUAGAGCUUGAAAUAGAAAUAAAAGCCAGAGAUUUUGUAAGUAAAUAAGUUACACAAAUAUCGUUAGAGAGAAAGCACAAAACUAAUUCCAAAGUGCCGGCUUAGCUUGAGGUUUUUUAUCGUCUCUCUUGAGUCCUUACUGACAACGUAUCCCCGAUCUUUUUUCCUUUUAAAAAUAAUAAAAUAAAACGGUAGCAAAUUUCAACAGAUUUAUGAUUUUACUUAUCAAUUGUUUCGAUAAAAGAUCUGUUGGAAGGAUCGCGCUAGAUCCUUACGAAAAAUGUUCCUCUUUCAAACUUCUUGAAACUUUGGAUAAUGGUAAUUCUCCACGUGUAGAUCAAAACUCUCAGUGGGAUGUUAAGUCGUGAAAACUCAUCUUUUUGAGACAUGGCCCCUUAAAGCUGCAUUCUUCGAUAGAACAUCUUCUGUGCCAAUUACCAUGGAGUCAAACUUCACAAACAACAUUUCCACCCUCGUAAUUCCAACCAACGACCCCUUCGUCCAUCUUACCAAUCGUAUCAACACAAGUGACUGGGAUUCCAAACGCGAUCCUCUAUUAGUAGUCAUCCCAAUCACGUUGAUUUAUUCAGUUAUCUUUUUCUCGGGUGUUAUCGGAAAUAUCGGCACGUGUAUAGUCAUUGCGAACAACAAAUCCAUGCACACGGCGACAAAUUAUUAUCUCUUCAGUCUUGCGGUUUCCGAUUUAUUGCUGCUGGUCUCUGGACUUCCCCAGGAAAUGUACUCCAUCUGGUCUAGGCAUCCCUACAUCUUUGGAGAGGCUUUUUGUCUCCUUCAAGGUUUUGCCGCAGAAACGUCAGCAAACGCCACGGUUUUGACAAUAACGGCUUUCACUGUGGAAAGAUACGUGGCAAUAUGCCAUCCCUUUUUGUCGCAGACGCUCUCGAAAUUAUCCAGAGCCGUGAAGUUCAUCAUUCUGAUCUGGAUUUUCGCGAUAUGUCUGGCGGUGCCUCAAGCGUUAGCGUUUGGAAUAAUGACAUACGAUGAAGAUCACAAAUACUGUCAGAUAACGAGGGUAAUUCUUCCCCAUUCGUUUGAGAUUUCCACGUUCGUGUUCUUCAUCACGCCGAUGACAGUUAUAACGAUAUUGUACAUACGCAUCGGUCUUCAGCUGAGGAAAUCUACGAAAAUAAUCGCGAAAAGCAGAAGCAUAAGGAUGAAAAGGAUAUCAUGUCAGACGCGGGUUUCGUUGAAGCGAAAAAAGAAUCAAGCAAUCGUGUGCGUCGACGGUCGCGAGAACGAUAACAACGCGGCAGGGCCUUUUGAUAAACGCGAAAACAAUUGCAUUCAUUCAACGCAAGCCACGAAGCAUGUCGUCAAAAUGCUCG
Agrilus planipennis (emerald ash borer) is the source of this 1491-nucleotide messenger RNA. Its product is annotated as pyrokinin-1 receptor. Gene Ontology annotation, molecular function: neuromedin U receptor activity. Gene Ontology annotation, biological process: neuropeptide signaling pathway. The annotation marks the transcript as partial. The transcript has 4 exons. The record is from RefSeq and is a predicted model, not a curated record. NCBI's taxonomy places the organism in Eukaryota, Metazoa, Arthropoda, Insecta, Coleoptera, Buprestidae. Gene Ontology annotation, cellular component: plasma membrane.